GAGGCCCAGCUGCAACCAGGUGAACAGGCACCAGGUGAACAGGCACCGCCGGGUGAACAGCCGCAGCAGCCGAGAGUGGAGCUGGUGCCGGAUGGCUCCCACAGCUGGAGGGUGGCCGUUGCGGCGGCAUGGAACAUCUUCUGCUGCUCCCUGCUGCGUCGCGCCAUGCCGGUGAUGUUCCCCGCUGUGGGAGACGCGUUCGCCACCACCUCCAAAGGCGUGGUCGCCUGGAUGAACGCCUUCAUCUACAGCCUGGCAUACACGCUGUCGCCCGUGGUGACCGUACAGUGCCGGACCGUGCCGCUGAAGGUUUUGUCCAUCGGAGGCGCAGUGCUGGUCGGCGUGGGCCCGAUAAUGUGCUUCUUCUUGGGCAGCCUCGCCCUUAUGGUGCCAGCGAUAGGAAUCUGCUGCGGCCCCCAUGGAUGUCUCCGAGCGACCCUAUGCCAUCGAUACACCGACCAGAGGGCGCGGAUGACCGUCCAGCGGCUGAAUUAGAGCAGGGCCCCAAGGGAGGCGCCUCCGAGAAGCCGGAUGCAUCCAAGCAGAUGUCGGUGGCAGGCGAAGACCCCUCGACCGCCGGGAAUAAUCCCGCACCUGUUUCGGGCGGCGCCUCAGGAGCAGCUUCGGUCGAUCCCGGCAUGGCGGCCCAGGCCGAAGGAAUGGAACCACAUCCCGAUGGAGACCAGCCCGCAGCGGUGCCCGAAGGCCAAGCUAACGCCGGUCAGCAGCCCGAGGGGACCGCCGCGGAGCCGCCUAAGGUGAUGUCGCCUACCGGAGUCGUGGGGGCCACUGUGGACGGUACGGUGGCCAAAACCCUGGCUGCGCACAGCGCGCUCACCUCGCUGUCGGUGACGGCUGGCGCGCUAAUCUACGACUACGCCAUGGACGGGGACCCGGUGCGCGCUCCUUCGGCCACCCUCGCGCUGGUCUCGUACGGCGCUGGCGACCUCGUCGGGCGCAUGUGCUACGAGACCCUUCUCAGCAGCGGCGACCACCGGAAGGUGAUGGCGGUGCAGGCGUUCCUGCAGGGCGGCGUCCUUUUUCUCAUGGCGAUGACCAACGAAGUCUUCCUGCUGGCACCGGUUGGCUUCGGCCUGGGCGGCAUCAGCAGCACGCUGGACCUGCUGCCCGUGCCGGUGCUGCAGCGCUUCAUCGAACCGGACGCCGUGGAACGCCAGCUGGGGAUAUGCCGGGCCGCCUCGGGUAUCGGAUGCCUGCUCGGACCGGUGUUUGUCAUGGUAUUCCGGGACGGCGAAAUGCAGUCCUACGCGGUCGUCUUCAUCUUGUCCGGCCUCCUCUCGAUCAUUGCCGGCGUACUCUGGCUCCCUGGCAUCAAGAAGGAGAUGGACGAGGCUAGAGGCAAGACGACACCAUACCCGAAAACGGAACUAGUGGUAGCUGAACCGGGAGCGGGUGAACCGGGAGCGGGUGAACCGGGAGCGGCUGAACCAGGAGCGGCUGAACUAUCACCGCCGUUGCCCGGAGCGCUCGAACCGGCCGCGGGCGAACCUAUUCCGGGAGAACCUGGUUCCCCGCCCGAUGCGGCAAUACCAGGCGCUCAAAUGCCAGCUGCGAAUCCGGGUGCUAUGGCCUAACAUCCGCCACCGGAUCAGGUGCCGCCGUGCCACCGGCUCGUCCGGCUUUGAAAGCGGCUCGACUCGACUCGUAUCUGCUCGCCAGCGGCCUUUUCAUUAUUUUUUUCUCUUUUUCAUCGAUAUAUACCCGCCCGGACGUAACCUCCUCGUGCGCAUACGCAGUGUGUUGUGUAAAUAUAAGAUACGCAGCUUCACGUUGCCGUGACAACCAUCCACGGGUACGAUUAUGGCUAAUUAGUUAUUCAUUUGCAAUGUUGUAAGCCUGCUCGUGUAUGGCUUUCUUUUUUGUUACUCUUUCGUGAUACGAACGCGAACGUAACCUCCCCGUUAGCAUGCCCAAUGUGGUUCGUAAUAUCUGUUGCCGUGACAAACUCACGGAUACUAUCGUGAAAAUUUUAUUUUCAGUAAUAAAACCUGCUCUCUAGUGUUUUUUUUUUUUUUUGCGACGAUGUGUUAGGAUGCGAAAUAAAGUAUAAGUAUGCACCAACUAGGACCAGGAACGAAUAGUGAUGCUUUUCUGU
Dermacentor silvarum is the source of this 2116-nucleotide messenger RNA. Its product is annotated as monocarboxylate transporter 9. Gene Ontology annotation, biological process: transmembrane transport. The transcript is spliced from 8 exons. Bases 129 to 1595 code for a protein of 488 amino acids. The record is from RefSeq and is a predicted model, not a curated record. Gene Ontology annotation, molecular function: monocarboxylic acid transmembrane transporter activity. NCBI's taxonomy places the organism in Eukaryota, Metazoa, Arthropoda, Arachnida, Ixodida, Ixodidae.